Molecule: messenger RNA, 3825 nt
Organism: Chiloscyllium plagiosum (whitespotted bambooshark)
Lineage: Eukaryota; Metazoa; Chordata; Chondrichthyes; Orectolobiformes; Hemiscylliidae
Source: RefSeq, a predicted model, not a curated record
CGGGUCUUCCUUCUCAUCCGGGGCAGUAUCGCUCGCGCCGAGUCCCCGGCGCUAAUGGCUGACCGCUGUUGAGGAGCAGGUAGAGCCGCAGCAACGUUUCGACCCGCCUCUCGCUCGAGUCGCUCUGUGGCCCGGUUUGGGGCGAAGGGCACUCGGAGGCCGUACCCUGCGAUCAGUGCUGUCCCUGCGCCGCGGAGAGGGCGCCCGCUCCUUGUGUCCGUUGCGCGGCCGAGCGCCUUGUUUGUCCGUUGCUAGGCCGCGGGUGAUGGAGAGGCGGCGGCCGCCGGCGGGAAGCUCAGGCGCUGUCAUGGUUUACUGAAAUUUUCCUCAUGGCUGCGUAACAAUAAUUGGAAAAGCAGUUGCACUGAGGUUGCUCACUGUCAAGAAUAUUUCUUAGCAUUUGAACUUGAUCACAACACACAAUGUCAAAGUUAAAAAGUUCUGAAUCGGUUAAGGUGGUUGUGCGAUGUCGGCCAAUGAACGAGAAGGAAAUUGCAGGUGGCUUUGGAAGAAUUGUUGAUAUAGAUGCGAAACUAGGUCAGAUUCUGGUGAAGAACCCUAAAGGAGGUCCAGGUGAACUACCCAAGACUUUCACAUUUGAUGCUGUUUAUGACUGCAAUUCUAAACAAGUAGAAUUAUAUGAUGAGACCUUUCGACCUCUUGUGGAAUCUGUUCUCCUGGGUUUUAAUGGGACAAUCUUUGCUUAUGGGCAAACUGGAACGGGGAAAACCUACACUAUGGAGGGUGUCCGCACGGAUCCUGAAAGGAGAGGUGUCAUCCCAAAUUCCUUUGAGCAUAUAUUCACGCAUAUUUCUCGAUCACAAAAUCAGCAAUACUUAGUAAGGGCAUCAUACCUAGAGAUUUACCAAGAGGAAAUAAAAGAUUUACUCGCGAAAGAUCAAACUAAAAGGUUGGAGCUAAAAGAAAGGCCAGACACUGGUGUAUACGUCAAAGACUUGUCGUCUUUUGUGACAAAAAAUGUGAAAGAAAUUGAACAUGUUAUGAAUGUUGGCAAUCAGAAUCGAUCAGUUGGUGCCACGAACAUGAAUGAACAUAGCUCUCGUUCUCAUGCCAUCUUUGUUAUAACUGUUGAAUGCAGUGAAAUUGGACUUGAUGGAGAGAAUCAUAUUCGUGUUGGAAAGUUGAAUUUGGUAGACCUGGCGGGCAGUGAACGACAAGCAAAAACUGGAGCUCAAGGCGAACGGUUAAAAGAAGCAACAAAAAUUAACCUUUCUCUCUCAGCGUUGGGCAAUGUCAUAUCCGCACUCGUGGAUGGUAAAAGCACUCAUAUUCCCUACAGAGAUUCAAAGCUAACUCGAUUGCUUCAGGACUCAUUGGGAGGGAAUGCCAAGACUGUUAUGGUGGCAAAUAUUGGUCCCGCUUCCUACAACUGUGAAGAGACACUUACCACACUACGAUAUGCAAAUCGUGCCAAGAACAUCAAGAAUAAACCUCGUGUAAAUGAAGAUCCUAAAGAUGCACUUUUGAGAGAGUUUCAGGAAGAGAUAGCUCGGCUGAAAGCUCAACUGGCGAAGCGGGGUGUUGGCAAGCGAAAGAAGAAGAAUCGAAGGAGGCAAGGGGGAGAAGGAGAGGAGGAAAUUGAAGAUGAUGAUGGAGAUGGAGAAGAGGAUGAGGGAAUUAAAAAUGAACCUGAAUACUGGCGGGAACAACAAGAAAAGCUGGAGAGAGAAAAAAAAGCCAUCAUGGAUGACCACAGCUUAGUGGCAGAAGAAAAACAGAAGCUGUUGCGAGAAAAAGAGAAGAAGAUGGGAGAUGUGCAGAGAGAGAGAGAAGCUUCUGAGACUCUUGCCACUAAAAUUAAGGCUAUGGAAAGCAAACUUCUUGUAGGAGGCAAGAAUAUUGUAGAUCACACUAACGAACAACAGAAGGUGUUGGAACAGAGGCGUCAAGAAAUUGCAGAGCAGAAACGCCGGGAACGUGAGAUGCAGCAGCAAAUGGAAACUCAGGAUGAAGAGACGCUGGAGCUGAAGGAGACAUACAGUUCUCUCCAGCAAGAAGUGGAUGUCAAAACCAAGAAGCUGAACAAGUUAUUUGCUAAGCUCCAAGCAGUAAAAGCUGAGAUACAUGAUCUGCAAGAGGAACACAUCAAAGAACGACAAGAGCUGGAACAAACACAGAAUGAACUAACCAGGGAUCUCAAGCUAAAGCACCUUGUAAUUGAGAACUUCAUUCCUUUGGAAGAAAAGAAUAAAAUAAUGAACAGAGCUUGUUUUGAUGAUGAAGAGGACCAGUGGAAGACCCAACCCAUUACACGCAUUGAAGGCAAUCAGCAGAUGAUGAAGCGACCUGUAUCAGCAAUCGGAUACAAGAGACCACUUAGUAGCUAUGCAAAAAUGGCUUUGCUAUCAAGAUCAGAUCCCCGAUACAGAGCUGAAAACAUCUUGCUAUUAGAAUUAGACAUGCCCAGUCGAACAACUCGGGACUAUGAAGGGCCAGCCAUUGCUCCAAAGGUACAGGCUGCACUAGAAGCUGCUCUGCAGGAUGAAGACGAGCUUCAAGUAGAUGCUUCUACAUUUGAUCCUCUGAGAAGUGGUAGUGCAAGAAAAUCGAAGUCCAGGCCAAAAACUGGAAGAAAAAUUGGCCCUUCGUCUUCAGUUGGCUCUGGAACCCAGCUCUAUCCACAGUCUCGCGGACUUGUUCCCAAGUAAACCUCAUCUCCCAAAGAUGUAGCUUGUCAGCAGGGAGAAAAAAAAUUAGUCGAUAAACUAUAUCUUGAAUCUAAUUUUAGUCUGACCCCUCACAUUAGAAAUAUAGCUUGAAUACAGAUUAAAAUUUUACAUUUCUUUUGUUUUUACAGUGUAAAUCAUUCCACUGUGAGACUAGGAUACCUUCCUAAGUACCCACAGCUCUGAAUCUGACAAAAUUAUUUGUUUCAUAAUAUAAUCCAAGUGGAUAGUGCCACUGCUUGCUGCUACAGAACCACGUCAUCCUAUAUAUUAUAUAUCAAAAGAAUACCUCACAUUUUAUGAGGCAAUUUAUUAUAUUUAAAGAUUUCUUAUAAAUGCUGCAUAACUUUGUCUUUAAUUUAUUAGAUUUUCUUGUUGCAAAGUUGAAUGUAGAUACAGUAGAUUUGAACUUUUGUUAUUGUAUAGUUGGUAAUUUUCAGACAUUUUUAUUGCUGUUUAAUUUGGCUGUUAAAUGUUUAGUAUAAUUUUUUUUCAGACCUGAAUAUAGUAAUAAACAAUAAAGCUGGCCAGUGGUCUGACAUUACAAAACACAGUUAGCAAUUGUUGCAUAUUUAGGGGAUAUCUAUCGAUGAUCAAAUAACCAGAUUUACUUGAAAAAUAUCAGCCUUCUACUCAGCAUAGCUUCUCGAAAGCAUAUUUUGUAAAAUUUCAAAUCCGAAGCCUUUUAAUCAGGCUGUAAAAGUGGUGCAUUAGUUUAGCAGCAAGGGAUAUCAUUGAGGAGUAAAUGUGAUUUAACUUAUUUUCGCAUUCUGCCAGUAUAAAGUCAUAAACCAUUUUCAAGUUGUUGCUUCUGAUUAUCAAUAACACUUAUAACACUUGUACACUAACUUUAUACAAAUAUUCCUGCAGAUUACCAAGAAUGUCUCCUAACUCAAAUUCUAAAACAUGUUAUACUGGUACUUCCAGUCACCUCUAAACUUGAUGAAACAUUAUAAUGUCACAUGAUGUCAUAUUUAUUCCUUGCAACAACUAACUCCAUUAGUUAGUGAUGUGCAGCAAGUUAUCUAUCAUUCACAGUCUCAUUUGACAGAAUCACUGAUUGGAAAAUAAAUCAUGUUGAUUUUCACGUCUGACCUGUAAUUCUUUAAAUAAGGCCUUGUUGUAGAAAUGGAGAUUU